AUGCUGCUACGACGGAGGCCCCAAGAUGAACAGUUACAGAGAAAGGCUAUACAAUCACAAGCAAAUGAUUUAGAUGCUGAAUCUAUAGCUUCAGGUUUACCAGAAGGUUUUAAAACUAAUGAUGAAGAAACUAAAACUAAAAAUAAAUUAAUUUUAAGAACUGAAAAAUAUUUGCCAUUGAUAUUAAAUAUUAUUCAUGGAUCAAUAUGGGGAGUUUUAGCUAGAAAAGGUUUAAUAGUUUUAACUACUUAUGAUGGUGCUUAUUUAUCAGGUGUAAUAUGGGCCAAUUUUACUGCUUGUGUUGUAAUGGGUUUAUUUAUUGAAAGUGAGUCAUUGUGGUUAAAAUUAAUUCAUGAUGACCGUUAUCCAAAUAAAGGUGCUAUUCCCAUAUAUGCUGGUGUUACAACAGGAUUUUGUGGUACUUGCUCAUCUUUUUCGUCAGUUAUUAUAGAAGCUUUUAAUAAAUCUGCCAAUACGGCUGAGCGAAAAGGUGGUUUUCAACCUUUUAAUUAUCCUAAUUCAGCUUAUGGUAUUAUGGAAUUUUUGGCUGUUAUAUUAGCUCAAUUUGGUUUGUCUAUUAUGGCUUUUCAUAUGGGGAAACAUUUAGCAACAUUAAUAGAUCAAUUUAUUCCAUCAUUUGAUAGAAAAUUUUAUAAAAUUAUUGAAACAAUUUCAAUUUUACUCGGUGGUUCCAUAUUUAUAGUCAUUAUUGUAUUAAUUGGAGUUGAACUGACUUGGAGAUCAUGGACUUUCUCAAUGUUUUUUGCUCCAUUUGCUGCCCUACUACGAUUUUAUUUAUCAAAAUAUUUAAAUAAUAAGAUUGCAAAUUUCCCAUUUGGGACUUUUACAGCAAAUAUUUUGGGAACUUUAUUACUUAGUAUUUUCACUUUAUUAGACAGAGGUUAUAGCUCAAAUGGAGGAAGAAUUAUCAAUACAACGAUAUCUUGUCAAGUAUUAAGUGGUUUAGAUGAUGGAUUUUGUGGUGCAUUAACUACUGUUAGCACAUUUGUUGCAGAAUUAUUUGGGCUAAAAACUUUAUAUAGUUAUAGAUACGGUAUUACAUCAAUAAUGAUUAGUUAUGCGGUGACUAUAUUAAUAUUAGGAUCAUUUGCAUGGACCCAUGGUUUAACAAAUUCGUUAUGUUAG
Messenger RNA from Insectozyma verbasci, 1146 nucleotides. Lineage: Eukaryota; Fungi; Ascomycota; Pichiomycetes; Serinales; Debaryomycetaceae. The record is from the annotation of a GenBank genome assembly.